Suillus subalutaceus is the source of this 1542-nucleotide messenger RNA. RefSeq names its product microfibrillar-associated protein MFAP1, Zn finger, CCHC type protein. Gene Ontology annotation, cellular component: U2-type spliceosomal complex. Gene Ontology annotation, molecular function: RNA binding. The record is from RefSeq and is a predicted model, not a curated record. The transcript is spliced from 6 exons. Lineage: Eukaryota; Fungi; Basidiomycota; Agaricomycetes; Boletales; Suillaceae. Bases 1 to 1542 code for a protein of 513 amino acids. Gene Ontology annotation, biological process: mRNA splicing, via spliceosome.
AUGUCAACUAUACUUGCGACUCAAGUUCGCAAACACGCAUCAAAGCCAACGCGUGCGGCAGGCAGAUAUUGGAAGGGUAAAGCGCCGAAAGGAGCUGCUGAAUUUCCAUCCGACUCAGAUGAAGACGAUGAGGAGCAGCUCGAGGUUCAGGAAGAAGGAGACGUGCUCAUUGGUGGGGAGCAAGACAUCGUCGAGAAUGAUGAGGACGAGGAAACGACGCUUCCAGUGAAGAUGGGACAGGGCAGAGUGGUGAAGACUAUGAAUCUUACUCUAAAAGAUGUCAAUAUCUCGAAGGAAGGCAAGGUCAUUGUUGCGGGACGAGAAGAGUCUGGACGGACCAAACUGGAGGAGGAGGAGUCGGAGGAAGCACCGGAUGAAGAAGAGGAAGAAGAGGAUGAGAGCGAGGUAUGUUUACUUAAGGCAUAUACUAUUUUUUUGAAUUAUCUCCAGUCUAGUGAAUCUGAGGAAGAAGUUUCAAAGCCAUUAUUCCGACCUGUUUUUGUUCCGAAGCGAGGCCGAGAGACGAUUGCUGAGCGUGAUGCAAUAGCUCUGGAAGCCGAGGAAGUAGAGAAGCGGAAACAAGAAACUGCUGAAGAACGGAAGAAGCAGAGUCAUGACCUUGUCGCAGAAAGUAUACGACGAGAACUAUUGGAAAAGGAGAAGGAAGAGAUAAUACCUGAUGUGGAUGAUACGGACGGUGUGGAUCCCACUGGGGAAUUUGAGGCUUGGCGGCUGCGAGAGCUUGGACGAAUCAAGAAGGAAAAGGAGGAAGAACUUAGACGUGAAGAGGAAAGGGAAGAGAUUGAGCGGAGACGUGCCCUUCCAGAAGAACAACGUUUGAAGGAAGAUCUUGAACGGGCUAACAAGCUACGAGAGGAGAAGCCUAAAGGCCAGCAGAAGUUCCUUCAGAAGUACUGGCAUAAGGGUGCUUUCCACCAGGAUGACGCAAUCCUCACACGACACGACUACACAGAGGCAACUGAGUCUACGGUGGAUGUCUCGAUGUUACCCGAAGUCAUGCGAGUUAAGAACUUCGGUAAACGCAGUAGAACCAAGUAUACCCACCUUAUGGAUCAGGACACGACACAGGGGAGCGGAGGUUUUGGAGGCGCCGGUUCUGUACAAACAGGGGGUCGAUCCACAGAAGGGGGUGGUUGUUUCUUAUGUGGCGGUCCGCAUCUCAAGAAGGACUGUCCUCAAAAUAAUCAAUUACCUCCAGGGGCCCGCAGUUCUUUAGCGUCUGGUGCUAACGCGGCCACUGGCAGAUCACGCGCAUGGGGCGAGCAAUCAUCGUGGCGAGACCGGCCCGAUGAUAGAGUUGAUCGUCGCCGCUCAAAGGAGGGAAAGCCAAGCCGGGAGGACUUCACCAGUGACGAUAGAUCGCGGGAGAAGAAUCACGAUUAUCGCAAUUCUGGCACUGGGCGCCGAAGAUCACGGUCAAGGUCACCUUAUCGCAGUCGUUUAGGCCAUGAUAACAGACGGAGAACGCCGCCGGAAAGAGACCAUGAUGGUUUUAGGGAGAAGAAGCGGCGUCUGGACUAA